UGCUAGUCUGGACGUUAGUAGAAACAAGUGGCUUACCACCCCCACGGAGGUGUGACCAUGCAUCAGCUGUAGUGAAGAAUGAUAUUUACAUAUUUGGCGGCAGUGGUGGGUGAGAGAAUAUGGUAUAAUGAUUUAUAUAUUUAUAAUACAGAGAAUUCUACUUGGUCGUUGAUAAACGUACAAGGUAACGCUCCCACCGAGCGAGGGUGCCACACAUUUACCGCUCACAAAGACAAGGAUAUUUACAUAUUUGGUGGAUUUAAUGACAAUUUCCCAGGAGUUAACAGUGUUUUUGGCGACUUGUGUAAACUAAGCCUCUCCAGAAUGAAGUGGAAGUAUCCAUUGUUCACUGGAAUGCCGGCAGACAGAAGAUAUGGACAUACCACAUUUAUAUUUAGAAAUACUAUGUAUAUCAUGGGUGGAGUAAACCAAUGGACACAUUUCAAUGAAAUGCAUUCUGCCAAACUUAUUAACCCAUCUGAAAGAAAGAAGAGUGUACUUUUAAUGAUCGAUGACAUCACGCCUAAUGGAAAGUUUGACACAAUGAGUGGCACCAGUAUGAGAAGCACAUGUAGGGCACCUCCCACGUUAAGAGAUGGCACAUUACCAGGUGAAUGGUUCGCGGGAGGUGAAACAACAUUCUCGCUUGACCAAAGUGUGCCGACAUUAAUCCCAGAUGGUAACUUCCCAUUAUCACUUCCAGGAUUGGGUUCAUCUAUGCAGUCACAUCUGUCCGAAACUCAGAGUAGUUAUGAUACUAUGACAACUAAUACGUUGCCAUGCAGCAGAGGAUUGCAAACUAUGCCCUCAUUGUUGAAACAGAAUGAAGAGCAUGGUGACUUCAGUGGAGCACAAAUUAAUGCUGUCAGUCAUGUGACCAAAGCAUUUGAAAUUCUACAAACCCGUUACAAAGACAUUGAUAGGGAAAGAGAGCUACUUGAAAACGAGAAAAUGGCAAUAACGAAAAUUAGAGAAAAAAUCAUUGUAGAAAACAACAACAGACAAAAGAAGCUGCAAAAAAUGAUUGAAAGCCAGAAAUUACAAAAUCAGGAAUGGCUGAAGCAGAGGACAGCUGAGAUCGAGAGAGAAAAGCUGGAGACUGCCCAACUAAGGACCCAGUUGGAGGUUGAAUAUCAGAAGCUACUCCAGGAACAAGAUAAUUUUCGGAAACGAAAUAAACAACUGUCAGCAUUAAUGAAGGAAUACAAGUCAACACAUUCAGAUUCUACUGUGUAGAUUCUGAAAAAAAUGGGGAACAUAGAUUGGCCUGCAAUGUUUUCAUGCAGCAUGUACAAAUUCUUAUUGGAGUAUGAUUUCAGAUCAGAAUACAUCGUGAACAGCAGGAUUCAGGAAUAGAGGACUCCAUAUUAAACAAAACACAAUUCUUGAAAUGUUCAAUUAUCUAAAGAUCAUAUUUAAACAAUUUAAUGUGAAUGAAUAAUUUAGUUGUUAUGAUCUAUCAGUGCGUAUGGGGGAAGAUGGAUUUU
Molecule: messenger RNA, 1487 nt
Organism: Saccoglossus kowalevskii
Lineage: Eukaryota; Metazoa; Hemichordata; Enteropneusta; Harrimaniidae
Product: kelch domain-containing protein 10-like
Molecular function (GO): protein binding
Source: RefSeq, a predicted model, not a curated record